AUGGCGACUCCAACCCCCAUACAAAAUAUGCCCAUCCCACCAGAAGAACGCCUAGCCCUAGAACAACAAGCCCGCUACCAACGCAUCACACGCAACCUAGCCCUCGGUGGCCUUGUGUUAUGUCCAAUAAUAGCCGCACUCCCACCGCGAAAACUAGACCUUUACACGUUCUCCCUAGGAGUUGGAUUCUACCUCUCAGCCGACCACCUAAUGACCCUACGCACAGGCCGAGGCCUUGUAUCAAACCUCAGCCCGAUGCGAACAAUGGAGCUACCAACCGAACGCGCAAAGGAAAUGCAGAAGAUAUUGCAGGAGGAGAGGGAGAAGAGUAGGAGGACAUUAGAGCGAAAAGAAGGACAAGAGAAGAGUAUACUUGGGAAACUAUGGAUGGGUGAUGAGGAGGAGGGUUGGAAAGAGCGGAGGUUGGAGGAAGAGAAGAAGGCGAUUGAAGAGGGGAAGAGCUAUGGUGAUAUGAUUUUUGAACAGAUCUGGGAGGUUUGGAAUUGGGAUAAGAAGAAGGGAAAGGGCGAUGACGGAAAGAAGGAGUGA
This is a messenger RNA of Alternaria atra, 549 nucleotides long. RefSeq lists its product as uncharacterized. The record is from RefSeq and is a predicted model, not a curated record. The transcript has a single exon. NCBI's taxonomy places the organism in Eukaryota, Fungi, Ascomycota, Dothideomycetes, Pleosporales, Pleosporaceae. The coding region runs from base 1 to 549 and encodes 182 amino acids.